AGGAAUACAAACUUUUUUUUUUUAUUUUAUCAAUUUUUUUAUUAAAAGUUAUUGUUGUUUUUUUUUUUUAUUAUUAUUAGACAUAGAGACAUAAGCGACAUUAUUGCUUCUUUGAGACUAUACUUGAAGGUUUGCAUAACUGUUUCAUCCAUGUUACUAAAGUUUCCAUCCUUCCUCUUACUUCUUCACCUUCUCCUUCUCCUUAAGCUUGUAGCUUCUUCUCCUACCGAAGAAUUAAACUUCACCAUCAAUGGAUUCUCCGGAGCCAACCUCACCCUCGACGGCGUCGCGACAGUAUCCUCCCAUGGCCUCUUAAUCCUAACAAACAACAUUGUUGAACAAAAAGGCCACGCCUUCCACCCUUCCCAUCUUUGCUUCUGCCGCAACCACUCCGACGGAAGCAUCCCCUCCUUCUCCACCACCUUCGCCUUCGCCAUCGUCCCCGAGUUCACCAACCUCGGCGGCAACGGGUUGGCCUUUGUAAUCACCCCCUCAACAGACUUCUCCGAAGCCCAACCGGCCCAGUUCUUGGGCUUGUUCAACAGGAGUAGCAAUGGCCGCGCCACCAAUCAUGUCGUCGCCAUCGAGCUCGACACGGUACUCAACGUUGAGUUCCAAGACAUCAAUAACAACCACGUCGGGAUCGACAUCAACGGGAUGCGGUCCAACGAGUCAAGCGCCGCCGGGUACUAUGCGGACGAUACCGGAGAACUCAGGAACUUGACCCUCAUCAGUGGCAAGGCCAUGCAAGUGUGGGUCGACUACGACGGCGUAGAUUCGAUGCUAAACAUUACGCUCUCCCCUAUAAACGAAAUUGGAACGCCGACGACGAAGCCUACCAAACCGUUGAUGUCGUUCACGGUCAACAUCUCCGCUGUGCUGUUAGACUUGCCCGUGCACGUGGGCUUCUCCUCGGCGACGGGCUCUAUGACGUCGUCACACUAUGUCCUCGGAUGGAGCUUCGCCAUGGGCGUAGGUCAUGUUCAGGCCCUGCCCCUCGACUACUCGAAGCUGCCCACGAUCCCCCGCUUGAAUCUCAAACGCCACAGGUCGAGAGCUCUGGGCUUGUGGUUGGCCGUGGCUUCUUUAGUGUUUGUGCUGUUGGUGACGUUUGUGGCGUUCGCUGCGGCACGGUGGUGGAGCAAGUACGCGGAGCUGCGCGAGGAUUGGGAGGUGGAGUUCGGGCCUCACCGGUUCUCGUACAGAGACCUCUUCCGAGCCACCAACGGGUUCGGCGAGAGGGAGCUGCUGGGAGUCGGCGGCUUCGGGAGGGUCUACAGAGGGACGUUGCCGAAUUCUGGAGCGGAGGUGGCCGUGAAGAGGGUCUCCCACGAGUCACGGCAGGGGAUGAGGGAGUUCGUGGCAGAGAUCGCCAGCAUUGGCCGCCUCCGCCACCGCAACGUCGUGCAGCUGCUCGGCUACUGCCGCCGCAAGGGGGAGCUUCUCUUGGUCUACGACUUUGUCCCCAACGGUAGCCUCGACAAGUAUCUGCACUACGGUCGGGCUCACAAGCCGGCUCUCGGGUGGUCCCAGAGGUUCCGAAUCGUGAAGGGGGUCGCGGCGGGGCUUCUCUAUCUUCACGAAGAGUGGGAGCAAGUGGUGGUGCACAGAGACAUCAAGGCGAGCAAUGUGCUGCUGGACAGCGAGAUGAACGCCAAGCUGGGAGAUUUCGGUCUCGCGAGGCUGUACGAUCAUGGGAUCAAUCCGCAUACAACCCACGUGGUGGGGACGAUGGGUUAUCUCUCGCCGGAGCUUGUAAGGAGUGGGAGGGCAACCACCGCCACCGACGUGUUCGCCUUCGGAGUUUUCAUCUUAGAGGUUGCUUGCGGGCGGAGGCCGGUGGAGGAAUUGGCCGUGGGCCCGCAAGGGGAGCAACUCAUGUUGGUGGAUUGGGUGAUCGAGAAUUGGCGAGAGGGUUCGAUUCUCGACACGGUGGAUGCCGGAUUGGGAGGAGAGUACGCGAGGGAGGAGGCGGAGAUGGUGCUGAAGCUGGGUCUGAUGUGCUCGCACCCGCAUCCGGAGGCGCGGCCGAGCAUGCGGCUGGUGGUGCAGUACUUGGAGGGCCGCGCGGCGCUCCCGGAGCUGUCGCCGGAUUAUCUCUACUUCCGCAACCUAUCAUUGGGCUACAACGAAGGGUCUUAAUUCAAACGACUCAAUAGUUGAAGGGGUUCUUCGUGCAUCUUCUCGCUUAGAUAUUCAAGUAGCUUCUGGAGAUUUCGAAAAGAAGUGCGAACAGAGCGCGCGAUGCAGGUUCCGAAUCUUUGAAGGGGGUUGCUACGGGGCUCCUCUAUCUUCACGACGAGUGGCAGCAAGUUGUUGGUGGAUUGGGGCUCGAUUCUCGAUACGGGGGAUGCCGGAUUGGGAGGAGGGUACGCAACGGAGGAGGCGGAGAUGGCGCUGAAGCUGGAGCUGACGUGCUCGCACCCGCACCCGCACCCGCACCGGCACCCGUCGGCGCGGCCGAGCAUGCAGCUGGCGGUGCAGUACUUGGAGGGCCGGGUGCCGCUGCCGGAGCUGUCGCUGGCUUAGCCCUGCUUCACCAAUCUAUGAUCAUUACCUCACAAGGAGGGUUUUGACGAUUAUGUUGUCUUCUAUCCAUCUUCCGUGCCGAGUGCAUCUACUCUCUCCGGAGGAAGAUGAAUGAAUAUUAGCCAUGUACGGAUCGGAUAAAGAGAGGUUCGUAGGAAAAAAGAUAUCUUUGGACUGUAUGAAAGUAGAGAAUUAGCCGUGAAAAAGUAAAAUAAUUUCUGCCAAAUGGCAUGCCAAACAGAUAUAUUGCUUUUAAUUUU
This is a messenger RNA of Ananas comosus (pineapple), 2789 nucleotides long. Its product is annotated as L-type lectin-domain containing receptor kinase IV.1-like. Gene Ontology annotation, cellular component: plasma membrane. The transcript has 3 exons. The record is from RefSeq and is a predicted model, not a curated record. Gene Ontology annotation, biological process: protein phosphorylation. Gene Ontology annotation, molecular function: ATP binding; carbohydrate binding; protein kinase activity. Lineage: Eukaryota; Viridiplantae; Streptophyta; Magnoliopsida; Poales; Bromeliaceae. The coding region runs from base 151 to 2142 and encodes 663 amino acids.